Molecule: messenger RNA, 2553 nt
Organism: Physcomitrium patens
Lineage: Eukaryota; Viridiplantae; Streptophyta; Bryopsida; Funariales; Funariaceae
Biological process (GO): IMP biosynthetic process
Molecular function (GO): N6-(1,2-dicarboxyethyl)AMP AMP-lyase (fumarate-forming) activity
Source: RefSeq, a predicted model, not a curated record
GAGAGAGAGAGAGAGAGAGAGAGAGAGAGAAAGAGAAAUCCACGGGACAGGCAGGAUCAAGCAGAUGCUCUGUUGCUGAAGAGGACGAAGAAGAGGAGGAUGAUUAGCAGGACGGGGAGGAAUCAGCAGCUGCACAAGAUAUGGAGGAAUUUCGGAACAAUCCCAGCCCAGUGCUCAUCCCCUAGCCCAGCCCCGCAUCUCGAAUCUUCUCGCCACGCCCCCCGACCCCCUCCUCUUGCUGUCCAUCUUGUCUCGCCCAUCGUCAUCUCCUCGCACUUGGCUACUUCUACUUUCUGCUCCUCAAGGUUAGUCCUUAUCAGCAGUCGCACGCAUUCCAAUUGCUCUUGCUAGUGUUGCAGGCCUGCAGUUGUUGGUUCGCCUCAGUCUCAGGUCGUCGUGAUGAAUGCGACGUUGAGUUCUGCCGUGGGCAGUGUGGGUGUGGCGCCAAGGCAAUUGGUUGCCUUGAAGUCGGAAUGCAAGAGUAGCGUGCACGCUGCGCGCGCAGUUCCCAGUACCAAACGGUCGUUGGCGUCUCCUUCCAUUAGUGCCUCUUUCUCGCCUGCGCCCGCCAGAGUGGAAGGCACACCGCACAUGCGGAAUGCUGUUGCCAACCAUGACCUCCACACUCCCGUGGUUGCUGACAUCGACUUAGGGUAUCUGGAAGUCGACAGAGAUCUUGAAUUGACAGAGCUGACGGCAAUUUCACCCUUGGAUGGCCGUUACGGGAGCAAACUGAAGCCGCUGCGGGCAAUCUUCAGUGAAUUUGGGCUCAUUAGAUACCGAGUUCUUGUCGAGGUUCGUUGGUUGCAGAUGCUGUCCAACAACUCUGGAAUUGAGGAAGUACCUAGAUUUAGUGAUAAAGCGAACAGCCUUCUUGAAGACACUCUCGCAAACUUUAGAGUAGCGGAUGCUCUUUUGGUGAAAAAGGUUGAGCGCACAACGAACCAUGAUGUGAAGGCCAUCGAGUAUGUGCUUAAAGACAAGAUCCGUUCUGACGCUGAGCUUUCGAAAGUUCUGGAGUUUGUACACUUCGCAUGCACAUCAGAGGACAUCAAUAACCUUUCUCAUGCUUUGAUGCUAAGAUCAGCUAUGGACUCGGUGGUGUUGCCUACUAUGAAAUCAACGGUAGAAGCUAUUCGGUCCCUUGCACACGAAUUUGCGGAUAUUCCCAUGUUAUCUCGUACUCAUGGCCAGCCUGCAUCACCAACCACACUAGGAAAGGAGAUGGCCAACUUCUGUUACAGAUUAGAAAGACAAAUAGAUCAAGUAGCCGCAGUGCCUUAUUUUGGCAAAAUUGCUGGUGCAGUGGGUAAUUACAAUGCUCACAUGGUUGCCUAUCCCAACGUUGACUGGGAGGAUGUAGCAAAAAGCUUUGUCACAUCCUUGGGUUUAACCUUCAAUCCAUACACAACCCAGAUCGAGCCUCAUGACUACAUUGCCGAGCUUUAUGAUGCUGUGAUUCGCUUUAACAACAUUUUGCUUGGCUUUGACCGCGAUGUGUGGUCCUAUAUCUCAUUAGGCUAUUUCAAGCAGAGAGUAAUUGCAGGUGAAGUCGGGUCCUCCACUAUGCCCCACAAAGUAAACCCUAUCGACUUUGAGAACAGUGAAGGAAAUUUAGGCUUGGCCAACGCCGCCAUGGCUCAUCUGAGUUCAAAGCUUCCAAUUUCCCGUUGGCAGAGAGAUUUGACCGACUCAACUGUGCUCCGCAAUCUUGGUGUUGGACUUGGCCAUUCAGUGCUUGCCUAUGAGAGCACGCUGAAGGGAAUCAGAAAACUGCAGGUAAAUGAGGCACGAAUUCAAGAAGAUUUGGCUGAAUGCUGGGAGGUUUUGGCUGAGCCUAUCCAAACUGUCAUGCGUAGGUAUGCUGUUGAAGAGCCUUAUGAAAAGUUGAAGGCUGUGACGCGGGACCGAAAGGUCUCCAAGGAGGUACUGCAUCAAUUGAUUGAGGGGUUAGAGAUUCCGCAUGAGGCUAAGAAAUCAUUGUUGGAGUUGACUCCAGAGACCUACAUAGGUGCUGCCAAAACCUUGGCAAGAAAUAUCUGAAAUUCUUCUGCAAACCUGUAGACUUUCAUCUUUAGAUUUGUCAGCCGUAGUCACCAUAGUUUACCUUGAUCAGUGUGCAAAACUUUGUAUGCCCAAGGCAUACCCUGGACCUGCUUAGGAUCAGGUCGCAGGUUAUCUUGUUUUUGCAUUUGAGAGUUCGAUGAAGGAAGACGAUUGUGGAAUGUGACUGAUGGUGAGCCACAAUUUCAAGGAUAGGCCAACUACAAGGGGUACUUAAACGUGAUGCUUGGCGACACAAAGAUAUGCAAUGCUAUUAGCUCAAAAACUGGAGUGUCACUUAGCAUAAAUACUUGAAAUGGCAGCAUUCUUCUGAGUCUCAGAUUAAAAUAGAGGCAACGUUGCGUUUCUAAUGUUGCCAGAGUUCCUGAUUGCGAGGUUAAUUAUUUUCAGCAAAGUCCUUCUUUGUCGAAUGUAAGGUCCGGUUGGCCAAUAAAGAGAAGUCUGGACAGCUAUUUGUUUGUAGCUGUAUAAUUUGAGGCAGUUCUGAGA